GCUGUGGGCUCAAGUGCCUUCCGCAGGAUCUCUCGGCAGAUCACCUGGAGCCUGCUUUGGACGUCCUAGAAGAGUUCCCAGUCUGCUUUCUGUGGAGCCUCGAGGGGCUGGAAUCUGCCGUGAAGCGCGCAUGGUCAGAUGACUUGAAGUUUUGCGGCUGCAUAUCUGUCGUUGCCCAUGCAAGGCAUGUGGUGAAAAUGCGGGCAGAGAUGCUGCAGACAGCAGAUGAAGCUCCAGCAGACCAGGGGGACGGAACUCGCUUCUGGCUGGGAAGAAGAGGUGGCAUAGAAGGACACUUGUGGCUGGAGUGGUGCGUGGGUGCGGAGCUUGAUAACGAGAGAUUCUUUGAGGGCUGUGUUGCCGCAGUGAACAAGGUGUCGAACACGGCAAGGGCUCAGUCUGUGGGCCGAGGGAUCCUGGCGAUGAUGCUCUACGUGAAGUCCGGCGUGGACGAGGUGGUCUGCAAGGAGCUGCAGACGCUAGCUGGCCGCCUGGCCGUUUUCUUGGGCUGCAAGCGGAACUACACUGACAGUAGCGCGGAGAUCUCGCCUGCCUUCCUUCUGUUUGAAUACGUCACCGGCUUCCUCGUGCGAAAGCAGCAGGUGACACUGAUCCAGAAGUUCGCCGAGGAAGCUUUCGGAGGCCGUUCCCUGGUGGCGCAGAUGAUCAUGGGUGCUGGCAAGACCACUUGCAUUGCCCCGAUGUUGACUCUUCUGUUGGGCAAUGAUGGCCGCCUGGUUCUUAACAUCGUUCCCAAGGCACUUCUGGCACAGACGCGGAAUGUGAUGCGGAAAAUGUUUGGGCAGAUCCUGGCAAAGCGAGUGGUGACACUGGAGUUCAGCAGAAUGAUGGGGCAGGACGACCCCUUCGAUGUGCAGCUGAUCAAGCAGCAGCUCUUUGAUGCCCAGCGGGAUGCGGCGGUUGUUUGUACGACCCCGGCCGCAAUCAAGUCCAUGUUCCUGCGGCACCUGGAGCUUCUGCAGCUCAACCAUCUGCACCAACACACUCUCAACAAAUACAAGAAGGAGAUGCACAAGGCCAAGGACUCUGUGUCCCAGACCCGGUUGAAGACGCGCAUGCAAGACGUGAAUAAGGAAGUUGAGGGGAAUCGGGUGAUGGCCGGGUUCAUCGCUGACGUGCUCGCAAUGCUGCGGAACAACAGCUGUGCGCUCAUUGACGAGGUGGACUUGGUCUUGCAUCCUCUGAAGUCAGAGCUCAACUUCCCCAUCGGCAAUUUCGAGAUGUAUGACCUGGGUUGCGAGCGCUGGAACCUUGCAGUUCAUCUGCUGGAUGCCCUCUUCCUGAACGAUGAGGGCCAUGCUGCUGCAGGCACUUUCUACCCGGAGAUCCGCAAUUGCAUCGGCAAGGUUGGUGAUGCCGCUGCUGCGCGUAUCUCCGAGUUGGAGGAAAGGAUUCCGCAAAUUAUUACGAAAGGCUACGAAAUGCUGACGCUGCAGAAACAGCCGCAUUUGGUGUUGCUCAGUCGGCCGUGGUACGACCAGAACCUCCGUAGGCCCCUUGCUGAGUGGCUGGCCUGUUGGCUGGUAACUCGGCCAGAGGCGGAAAAGUUCAGAGAGGGGGUCGAGUUCGAGGAUGUUUGCGACUUCCUCUCCAUGGAGCUCUCAGAGUUGCUCAAGUCCAAGUGCAAGUCGAGGGUCGAAGUCAAGGCCGAGGGGGCCCUGGGCAAGCUGCUCACCCUGGGUCGAGAGUGGCUCUUCAGCCUAGUUCCGCACGUCAUCUCGAAGAUCGACCGAGUGCAGUAUGGUCUUCUGACCGAGCAUGAGCUGCAGCAGCCUGAAAAUCAGAAGGCUCCGUCCAGCCGCCGGCUGCUGGCCGUCCCCUUCGUGGCAAAGGACAAGCCCAGCCCGGCAGCGGAGUUUGCGCAGCCAGACGUGCUUAUCGGCUUUACAGUGUUGGCAUACCGCUACGAGGGCCUCCGACUGUCUGACACCGUGCAAAUGCUUCACCACCUGCAGAUGAAAUCCGGCCGCGAGUCCGGACCGUGGGGCUCGCGUCCCACCUGCAUACUCUUCGAACGAUGGAAGGACCUGGGCAGCAAGCGUUACGAGGAAAAGGGUGGCAAGGCAUCUGCAGGAGGUUUGGAGCCGCUGAAUUGGGAGGUUCACUUGGACGAUGAGUGGAAGAAGCUUCCGAACUCAAUUACCGAGAAGCUCCGCGAGGCUGUGGCGAUGAAGCAGACGAAGAUACGCUUCAAAGGCUUCGGUGCCCAGCCCUACGAGAUCGAUCUGGAAGCGAUGGUCCAAGUGAAUCUCAAGUCGCACAAGAAGCGCGACAUCCGGCAGGUCGAGUCCCACGCCAAGAGGGGUGACGACCUGAAGCUCCCAGAGCUUCAAGCCCUGUCGUCAUCAACUGGCGACGAGGAGAGCAAGAAAAAGAAAAAGAAGGUCGAGGAGGAGAAGCCGGACGGCGACGCAGGAGAUGCUGCCCUUGCAGGCGGAGAGGUCCAGGAGAAGAAGCCCGAAGGCCAUGCGCAGGUGGCCAUGGAGCUGCUCGGCCCGGUCCCCGAAAUCAUUCUCUGGUACCUGCUCACCAUGGUCUUUGAUGCCGUGCUGCGACAGCAGCCCUACAAGCUGUCCGCCACAGGGCAGGAGCUGGGCUCUUCGAUGCUCUUCUCCACGCGCAUAGGCUUCUCAGGCACACCGUCGUCGCUGCUGCCUGAAGACCUUGGGACAUGUCUCUUCGAAGCCGAGAAUGAAGGUGAGAUCCUCUCAGUGCUGAGCGACGAGCAGCAUGUAGUGCCACCCCUCAUCGAGAUGCCAGCAGACUGGUCGCCGGAGAGUAUCCUGAGGAAGGUGGCAGAGAGCAAGGACCCUGUGUAUCAUUGCCUCAUCGACACCGGUGCUUUGGUGAUGGGAUUCACCAACGAGGAAGUCGCGAAGGUGAUGCUGAAGAUGCUUCCGGAAGAACUCUUUGACGGAGUUGCCUACUUUGAUGACAGGGAUGCUCCGAUGGUAAUCCUCCGUGGGGCC
Messenger RNA from Symbiodinium pilosum, 2990 nucleotides. NCBI's taxonomy places the organism in Eukaryota, Dinophyceae, Suessiales, Symbiodiniaceae. The record is from the annotation of a GenBank genome assembly.